CUCCGUCUUGCCUCUCUUGCCUCGAUCUUCCUUCGUCCAUCCUCCGUCGUCGCUUUCCCCCAUCGCUCCUUCCUCCAUCUCCCAUCCCCGUCGCUCUCCCGUCGCCAUGGCCAAGUUCUCGUUUGCCGCCCUUGCCCUUGUUGCCCUCUCGGCCCUCUCGGCCAGCGCCCAGAGCUAUCCUGCCUCGCAGGCCUCGACCGACCUCACCAGCCUGUGCUCCUCCCUCUCGUACCUCCCCGUCUGCUCCAUCCAAAAGCUGACCUGCACCACCAUGAGCUCCACCUACCCCAGCCAGUGCAACCCCAUCGCUCUCAUGCACACCGGCUGCGCCGAUCCCGCUGCCUCGUCCAAUGCCGCCUGCUCCACCAUCAACAAGCUCUGCACCUCGACCCCCACCGCGACCGAGUGCUCGGCCAACAUCACUGGUCUGCCCACCGCCAAGGCCGUCUCUAUGAAUGACUACUCCAUUUGCUACCAGAUGCCCAUGAUGAAUUCCUGCACCAUCUGCCCCGGCUCCCCCUCCAACACCACACUCAUCUACCAGUCGUGCGACCCCCUCAACGCCUACGGCCAGCUCUGCCUCGAGAUGCCCGGUAUGAGCCAGUGCGCCAACUGGCAGACUUUCUGCAGCGCCAACUCCAAGAUCGCUCCCUACUGCUCGGCUGCUGCUGCCGCCGCCUCGCCCUCCUCCUCUCCCUCGCCCAGUGCCAAGAGCGAUGCCUCGUUCAACGGCGUGGGCGUCAUCCCCGCCGCUGCCGUUGCUAUCAUGGUGGCUGCCCUCGGCUUUUAAAUCACUGCUGUGGCUCGCUGCUUGUCUGCAGUGCACUCCCCUUUUUUUAUUUGUAUGAGCACGCAGGCUUCUCGCUGGUUCGGGUGGAAGGCACGGCGAUCCCGCUCGAUCUUGACUGGGAUUGCAUUCCUCUGUAAAAACGUCACGCUUCGCCCCUGUCUUUCCUCAUUCAGUUUACCCCUCCCCUUCAAACAAUAUAAGCAUCUUUCGUCAAAGACAACGACGCUCUCCACGGCCUGUGCAUAUGCAUCAAACCCG
Polychytrium aggregatum is the source of this 1048-nucleotide messenger RNA. RefSeq lists its product as uncharacterized. Bases 107 to 790 code for a protein of 227 amino acids. The transcript has 2 exons. The record is from RefSeq and is a predicted model, not a curated record. Lineage: Eukaryota; Fungi; Chytridiomycota; Chytridiomycetes; Polychytriales.